Staurois parvus is the source of this 475-nucleotide messenger RNA. The record is from the annotation of a GenBank genome assembly. Lineage: Eukaryota; Metazoa; Chordata; Amphibia; Anura; Ranidae.
CCAAUGUUUGGGAUGAUUGUAUACACCUGUGUCCAUGGAGGGGAUUGGAACACCUGAAUCACAUGAUAUGGAGGGGAUUGGAACACCUGAAUCACGAUGUGGAUUGGAACACCCGAAUCACAUGAUUGGAACACCUGAAUCACAUGAUAUGGAGGGGAUUGGAACACCUGAAUCACAUGAUUUGGAGGGGAUUGGAACACCUGAAUCACAUGAUUUGGAGGGGAUUGGGGCACCUGAAUCACAUGAUUUGGAGGGGAUUGGAACACCUGAAUCACAUGAUUUGGAGGGGAUUGGAACACCUGAAUCACAUGAUUUGGAGGGAUUGGAACACCUGAAUCACAUGAUUGGAACACCUGAAUCACAUGAUAUGGAGGGGAUUGGAACACCUGAAUCACAUGAUAUGGAGGGGAUUGGAACACCUGAAUCACAUGAUUUGGAGGGGAUUGGAACACCUGAAUCACAUGAUUUGGAGGGU